AUGACCGAAAACGACAUGGAAGUCGACGGUGGAAAAGGACCGUCUGGGCAAGUGACACGCCCGCCUAGGAUGGAUGUCGAUGCCAUAAUAAGAGAGCUCAAAAGUCAGCCCAUCAGGAAUCCUGUCCUUCGAGGAAAGGUUGAAAAUCGUGCAUCCGCUCCAAGCCCGUUAUCUGAAUUGCGAUAUCAGCCAGGAGGACAGCAUGAACUCAACUCUCAGCUCAACGAGCGUAAACUCCCCGGUAUAUUGAAGCCAGAGUAUAUUUUCAUUAGGAAAUAUGAUUCAGCCGUUCGCUCAUUCCGUGGUUUCAUCGUUCAGGCUCCGAACUUUGGAACCCCUCGAAGGAACACGAAAAGGCUGACGACUGCCGAACAGAGAGCUUUGGACCUGAAGCGUUUGAAGGAGCGGCAACAACAGUUUCACGAGGAGGAAAUGGCUCUUGGUGGGUACCACGACGUGUUCAACGACCCUUGUCCCGAGUUUAAACCCCGAACGUUUGCAUAUGAGUCUACGUCCGAGGAUGACUCACAAGUGGUAGAGCUUGAUAAUGCAGCGUCAGAGAAGGCGAUGGAAAUGUUGCGACGUCAUCGCAGGGGCGGAAUUGGGCAAGGUUGCUCUACCCCACAGAGUUUGGCCAAUCACACUUUUGCACCACUGCGGAAGAUUGACGUAUCUAUUGUGAAGUGCUCUGAGAGUGUCUCUAAUAAUAGGUUAGAUGCUGCUGUAGGUGAAAUGGCUACAAGUACGCCAGUUGUUGAUGCUGUUGAGCAAACCGGGACUGUUAUACGCAAGGCUAUCGCAUGU
Messenger RNA from Ostertagia ostertagi, 804 nucleotides. The record is from the annotation of a GenBank genome assembly. NCBI's taxonomy places the organism in Eukaryota, Metazoa, Nematoda, Chromadorea, Rhabditida, Trichostrongylidae.